Bipolaris maydis ATCC 48331 is the source of this 673-nucleotide messenger RNA. The record is from RefSeq and is a predicted model, not a curated record. NCBI's taxonomy places the organism in Eukaryota, Fungi, Ascomycota, Dothideomycetes, Pleosporales, Pleosporaceae.
GCCCCGGUAAUACGAGACUUUCACUCUGAGCCCGUCCCAGAUGUUUGUGUGCCUCGGCCAUCAACGACCACAGCUGCGGCGGCGUCGACGUAUGGGGGAUACAACGCCCCAACCAGCGCCAACCCUGCACCCCAUUCGGAAGGGCCGGGGUUCCAUCCAAGUUACUUUACGCUACAAUGAAGAAAGGGAGAGAUGUCGAGUUAAUGCAGCGGCGGCAGCGGCAGCAGUAGCAGCAGUUGUCCUGCCGAAUCUUGGGCGUGGGCAAUACGUAGUACUAGGCUAGAACAUCGUUUACUCAAGGCUAGGGACAGACAGGCUUGACGUCAUGCUGCCAACUGCAACAUGAUGUUGAUUGUGGUAGCAAGGGUAAGAGGGGACAAGCACCAAUGCUCAGUUGGAGGUCAAUACCGGCGUCGAGGCAAGGGUUUCUGGAUACUGGUGGUGACAAGGCCAGGUGGACGCGAGCGCGGCCAAAGCUCGUUGGUACCCAGAAUUUAAAGACUGGGGAUUCUAGCUGCAAGGCUCACAUUGAGGCUAGCUAGAUACGUAUAAGUAGAUGAAAAUGGAAGUCUCGAUACGAGCGAAUGGUGAAUCUGGCACUGGGGGACAUGGGUAUUAGCGAAAAUGGAUGCCCUUUCAGGAAGGACCAGGCUUCCUGCCCGUUUGGGCCAAG